GCAGGGCCGACCGGGAGACCCAGACGCAGGCAGCGACCGAGCCGCCGCCGCUCCGCACCCGGCCGCCCCGCACCAUCCCCCCGAUGGCCGGCCGCCUGACCUGCUGCCUCCUGCUGUGGGCCCUGAGCUAUGGGGGCUGCCGCUCGCCUGCUGGGGAGGGCACCGACAGCCAGCCCGCCUGCCCCGUCCAGUCGACGGCCGCCCGGGACUCGUCCUCCCGCGGCCCCGACCCCCGCAGGGGCUCUUCGCCGCCCCCUGCGCUGGGCAGCAUCGCGCAGGACAUGGUAGCUGUCCACAUGCUUAAGCUCUACGAGAAGUACAACCGAGAAGGGAGCCGUCCCGGCGACGGCAACACGGUCCGCAGCUUCAAAGCCAGGCCGGAAUUCUUGACCCAGAAGCCAUUGUACUGCUUCAAUCUAACAUCCAUGCAGGAUUCAGAGAUGAUCCUUGCUGCCACUUUUCACUUCUACACUGACAAACGCCCUCGGCACCGAGAAGUGUUUUGUAAGCGGUCCAAGAACUCAUCCUGCCGCCUCCUUCACACACCUGCGAUCCUGCGACUCAAUCUCAUUUUCCAAAGCAUUCAUCAGAAUUCCGCCUAUGGACUAGUAAAAGGGAAUAUCACUAUGUUUCUUCAAAGACGAGGAGCUUGGCAUGCAAAGGACAUUUCACACAUCAUAAAAGAAUCAAAACUCGCUGGAGAGCUCAUUCUCUGUGCUGAACUUGACUCUAGGGAGAAAUACCAGGGCUUCCCUGAACAGGUCACCAGUCAUUUACCUUAUAUACUAGUUUAUGCCAAUGAUCUUGCAAUCUCUGAACCUAACAGUGUGGCAGUCACCCUACAGCGUUAUGAUCCAUUCCCUUCCAAUGAUGGGGAUCCAAAUGUAUCCCCUAACGCUUCUACUGAUACCCGAGUAAGGAGGGAUACAUACCUCUCUAGCUCUAUUCAGAACAAUGAGUUGCCAGAAGUAGAUUAUAACAACAAUAAAUACAACAAACAUGACAUAUGGGAGAAUGCCUACAAGUCCUUGAAACCAAAAGCCUCACGCAAAGACCGAAGGAGAAAAGGGCAAGAAAAUGCAGAAACACUUACAAAGUCUCAGGUGCUUAAUUUUGAUGAGAAAACAAUGAAGAAAGCAAGGCGAAAACAAUGGAAUGAGCCAAGGAUUUGUUCAAGAAGAUACAUGAAAGUUGACUUUGCUGAUAUUGGCUGGAAUGAAUGGAUCAUAUCUCCCAAAUCAUUUGAUGCCUACUACUGUGCAGGGGCAUGUGAAUUUCCAAUGCCCAAGAUUGUCCGGCCAUCAAAUCAUGCUACAAUCCAGAGCAUCGUAAAAGCAGUAGGAAUCAUUCCUGGCAUCCCAGAACCCUGCUGCGUUCCUGAUAAAAUGAACUCACUCAGUGUCCUGUUCUUGGAUGAGAACAAAAAUGUUGUUUUAAAGGUAUAUCCCAAUAUGUCGGUUGAAACUUGCGCCUGCCGAUAAGCUCAUACAAACGCAUCUUUAAUAAGAUCUACACAUCUGCCCAACUACAAUGGGAAAGCUAUAAAUGGGAAAUCCACUUGUGUUGAUGAAUGAAUGCAAGUCUACAAUUCCUCUACAGAAAGCAUGCGGAGAGACUAAAACAAUACACGUGCACACCUUGAAAGAUGUGUCUUACCAUCAUUAUUUGUCUUUCAUAUUCAUCUCUCAGAAACUCAAUAGUUUUACAAAUACCUUCCUAACCCAUAUAUCCAAGACACCUGGUGUUUAGCAAGAAAUUUAAGUGUUAAGUUUUCCAUAAUCAAAGGACUAAAAUAUGUUUUUAUAUGCUACUUUUAUGACCAUUUUAUCUCUUCAGUUAACUGAGAAGAUGGGAAGUGAAACUGAAAAGUCAGGCUUAUUUUAGAAUAUCACUUUUGUACAAAAGUCAAAAUCUUUUGCCUAAAAAACUCAUACUUUUAAUCUGCAUAUUUAUACUGAAAAAUGCUGUAAUAAAGAGCUUAAAAUGUGUAUUUUCUUCAGGAUGCAAGUGUAAUGCACUGCAUAAACUUCCUAUAAACAGUAUGUUAAUACAGCCAUCUUUGGUUACCCCUCCCUAAUAUAUAAUUUGUUCAACAAAAGAUAUUCAAUAUCCCCCACUUCUGGGUUGCUUGAAAAUUUCAGGUUAUUAAAUGCAUUCUCUGAGUAACACAUACAAUAUAGUAAUAUGUUGAAAUACUAAAAAUAAAAUAACCAAGAUUUAUAUUUUUGUAAAUUAUACUUUAUAUCCUCUAGAUUGUUACAUGCUUUUAACAAAAGCUAAUAAACUAAAUGUACAGUAGUAUCUAAAAA
This is a messenger RNA of Apus apus (common swift), 2309 nucleotides long. It is a transcript of the gene GDF10, whose product is annotated as growth differentiation factor 10. Gene Ontology annotation, cellular component: extracellular region. Gene Ontology annotation, biological process: SMAD protein signal transduction; osteoblast differentiation; BMP signaling pathway. The record is from RefSeq and is a predicted model, not a curated record. Lineage: Eukaryota; Metazoa; Chordata; Aves; Apodiformes; Apodidae. The coding region runs from base 84 to 1481 and encodes 465 amino acids. Gene Ontology annotation, molecular function: growth factor activity; cytokine activity. The transcript is spliced from 3 exons.